AUGAAGGAGGAACUCAAGGAGUUCGAGAAGAAGGUGUCUCAUUCACAGAUCGAAAUCGAUCGUGUUGACCGAUUGGAGGACCAGGUCAAGACAAUCGCAGCACGGCCGGAAGUGACAACUGAACGAAGUAGCACUUCUAGUGACUUCCAAAUCAAUGACUUGGUGCAGUCCAAUAGGAUGAUGUUAUUGCGGUUGUCUGCUCUGGAGGAGACAAAUGAAAGACUAGUGCGUAAGAUUGUGGAACUGGAGAGGAAGUGA
This is a messenger RNA of Sclerotinia borealis F-4128, 258 nucleotides long. Lineage: Eukaryota; Fungi; Ascomycota; Leotiomycetes; Helotiales; Sclerotiniaceae. The record is from the annotation of a GenBank genome assembly.